This is a messenger RNA of Branchiostoma belcheri (Belcher's lancelet), 2262 nucleotides long. Its product is annotated as DEP domain-containing mTOR-interacting protein-like. NCBI's taxonomy places the organism in Eukaryota, Metazoa, Chordata, Leptocardii, Amphioxiformes, Branchiostomatidae. The record is from RefSeq and is a predicted model, not a curated record. Gene Ontology annotation, molecular function: protein binding. Gene Ontology annotation, biological process: intracellular signal transduction. Bases 27 to 1172 code for a protein of 381 amino acids. The transcript has 9 exons.
GCCAGGACCAAAUGUAAACAUCCAAGAUGGAGGAAGAUGUGAGAAACUUGGUGCCAACUUUCGGAGAAAAGGCACGAGCCCUGCUCGUUGCCGAGAAGUUAAGGGAGACCAUGCACCAGGGAAAACCAGUCCUGAUCAAGAACCGCAACUACCACCUGAGGACCUACAACAACUGCUUCGUGGGGUCAGAGGUUGUGGACUGGCUGCUACGGCAGGGGGAGGUGCCUGAUCGGAACACAGCGGUGCAGUGUAUGCGCAAACUUCAGAGCUUUAACAUCAUUCACCAUGUAUGUGAUGACCACUUGUUCAAGGAUGCCAUGUUGUUUUAUCGCUUCCGGAAGGACGACGGCACCUUUCCUAUGGACAAGGACUCUUCUAUCUUGUUCCGAGGAAAGAUGAUGUAUCACAGUCUGAAGACGUCCAAAGGCCAGUCUGUACUCGGGGUGAAGACUCACAACAACCUGCAGUACCUGGACGCCUUCCUAGGGGUGGACAUGCUGACCUGGCUGGUGAAGGAGAAGGAGGUGCAGAGUAGGCACGAAGCUGUGUCUAUAUGCAGGGAAAUGUUGGAGAGGAACAUUAUCAGGCAUGUAAGCGACGACCACCACUUCAAAGACGGGCAGUACCUGUACCAGUUCAAACAGGAUUUCACCAGACAGUACCGGCUGUCGGAGGUGCUGACUCCGGUGGAACCCAUCCUCCCGCGCUCCCCCUCCCGCCGAGGCAGCGUGAGCAGCGAGAGAACAAACUCCACCUCGUCUGUGGGUACACCAAAGAAAGCCUCUUUUUUCAUUGGUGCUGAUGAGGAUGAGAGUAAAGAGAGAUCAGGGUCCUUUGGAAGCCCCGGUGCUGGCAAUUCAUCUGUUCUGCUGCGACCAGUGACUUUAGAUGAGCUGAGGAACAACCAGGGGAGGUACACUCAGAAACACAUCAGGAUUGUGAGUGAUGCUGUAGGUUAUGGGAUGGUGGUGAGAGGGAACGGCCCAACCUACAUCCAGACAGUGGACCCGGGUGGUCCCGCUGCUGCAGCUGGCAUCAAGGUGCGUCAGUUUGUGAAGGCUGUGAAUGGGACAGAUGUGCUGGAGUUGGGCCACCAGGAAGUCGCCAAGUACAUCCUGGCAAACCAAGAUGUCUGCAACCUGGUGGUUCUACAACAUGGCAGAAUGCUGUGAUUGGGAUGUUUGGUACAACUUCUGCGUAGCAUCGCCACCUGUAUUACCAUGAUGGUACUGCAGCAUAAUGGUGUACUGUGCACUUGUGCCACCAACAUUUCGGCAUGAAUCUGAAUCAGUACACUAUUUGAUUAUUACAUGAUGCUAUGUUCUCUGUCAAAGAAUUAUUGCCAAGCCAGCAAGGUAUGUUCAGCAUAUUGCUAUGUGGAUCAGAUUCCAUUACUUCAAACAUAUGUUAGGAUUCUGCUUUCAGUUCACAUGUUUUGCUUUUAUGUUGCCCCUAGAGUGUGGAAAGGAAAUACAUGUGUACAUGUAUUGGCCCUCAGGUGGAUAACAUGUAUACUUUGAUGACACCUUUGCUGAAGAAUUCAAAGCAAGAGUUGUAAAAUGUGCAACAAGCUAGCUAACUCAGGCAAGGGCAGUGUGUGAGGAGAUAUCCUUUAGAGUUUAGUAUUUUUAAACCAAUCAGUUUAGGUACAUGACUACAAUGCACUACUAAUUGUACAAGCAAUGUUUUAAACCUAGAACAGCAAAUAUUAGCUAGUAAGAAAAAUCCAAAGAGAUGAACACACUGCCAACAAGUGAUAACUACAUAUGUAACAGUGGUGUUGGAACUAUUCUAGUAAUUUUAAUUUUUUCAGUAACUACGUAGUAGACUAAUAUCAAUGUCAUAAUGGAAUAGAAAUGUGUUCUCAGUCUCUGUAUGUUACCUUAAUCCAUUUGGGUAUCAUACAGCCAUGUGCCAGACUAUAGAUUAGUUUUUGUCCAUAACAUACUCUGUAGGUAGUAUAUGGAGUAAUGAUAUGCACUAAGAUUUUAUGGUACUCAAAUGAAGUAUUUUAAUGAAAAUAUGAUCAGCAAAGUGCAAUUCAUAUUGUAGCAAUAGCGUACGUGCCACCUUACAGCAUUGCAAGAAUGAAAUUAGAUUUCAAUAAGAUAAACAGCUGAUGAGGUGCAUGUAUUUCUAAAAUUACAAAUACAUGUAGUGUAUUUGCGGCAUAAGAAUGUGGAAAUGAUUGCAUGUAAUGUGCAUUACCUUCUAUUACUCCAAGGGUGUGCUCUAGAAUCUUUUAGAUGUCAAGAAUCUUUU